This is a messenger RNA of Eupeodes corollae, 7526 nucleotides long. It is a transcript of the gene Chd1, whose product is annotated as chromodomain-helicase-DNA-binding protein 1. Gene Ontology annotation, biological process: nucleosome organization; regulation of transcription by RNA polymerase II. Gene Ontology annotation, cellular component: nucleus; chromatin. The record is from RefSeq and is a predicted model, not a curated record. The transcript has 9 exons. Bases 634 to 6402 code for a protein of 1922 amino acids. Gene Ontology annotation, molecular function: ATP hydrolysis activity; DNA binding; ATP binding. Lineage: Eukaryota; Metazoa; Arthropoda; Insecta; Diptera; Syrphidae.
AUGGCCGCACAAGUCGAUAUUAGUGGCGGAUGUGUCUCGCUAUACAGUUACUCUGCCAAUUAAUUUACCAACAAAAUAUCCAAAAUAAAUUCAACAAAACAAAAGAAAUCAAACAAUAAACUCAUCUCAAGUGCAUUUUUAAAUCAUAAUCGCAUCUAAUCAAUUGAAAUAAUCCAGAAUUUGUCAUUAGAAAUACGAAGGAGAAGAAAAAUUCAGAUAAAUUUCCAAUAGAAAGAAAAAAGACACCAAGUGUAUGUCGAUUGUCGAGUGUGUGUAUGCAUGAUUAUUGUGAAUGAAUAUAGUGUACGUACGUAGAGCCGAACCGAGCAGAACAGCAGCCAACCUAGCGAACGGGUAGCUUCUUGUUCGAACUUCGAAAAAAAUAAAAUUAAUUCGCCACUCUCGUACUCGUAUGACAAAAUGGCGUCCAAGAUGAAAAGUUGAAAGACCAUUGAAAAUUUUUGCUUUGUUGGAGAUUUUUCUAAUUUUCAAAAUUUAACAAAUCAAAAGUGCAUAAAAGUUAAUGAAAAUAAUUGCAAAUCAAACAAUUAAUUGUGUUCUAUCAAUUUAAUUGACUUUUUCUUGAAUGUUUAAUGUCUGCGAUAAGGAAAAUUGAUUUUCCUCAAUUAUAUCAUGAGCCAGGAAAACGAUGAAUCCUUCAAUAGUGUUGGAUCGGAGGAAAACGAUGAUAACCGUGGAAACAACAACUUGUCGGCAAGUAGCAGCUCUUCCGGAUCAGAUAGUGACUCGGAUAGUUCAUCGUCCAGUUCAGGGGGGUCUAGUGAUCGAAGUUCAAGAGGAAGAAGAUCUCCAGUGGUUGCUGAUGCUCCCAACGACAAUGCCGAGUCGGAAGCACCAACAACUCAUCAUCCUAAAUCCUCUCACAAUGACGACGAACAAGACGGCCAAGAUGGCAAUGGCAUGGAAAGCAAUCAGCAGCAAGAGCUGGAACAGGAGCAAGAUGACACCAAGACCAAUGGCUUCUCGGGAGAUGAUUCUGAUGACUCGGAAGAAGAGAAUACAGCGGUAAACGGCGGUGCCAAGGAUACGUCGCAUUCAAAUGAAUCUGACGACGAUGAUGAUGAAGAUGACAAUGGCGAUCAAGGAGACAAAGAAAGUGACGACGAAGAUAAUGCCGACCGAGAUGAUGGCAGCGACAAAGAAGAUGAUAACACUGUCAACAAUAAUGUCUCCUAUGAUUCAUCCGGAUCAGAGAAGUCAGAGGAGAAGUCUUCCUCGGAAAAGUCGAGUAGUAGUGAAGAUGAAGAGGACUAUCGACCCAAGAAGCCAGCUCGAGUGGCAAGGAAACCUGCUGCGACGAGUUCCAGUUUGCCUUCCAAGAAAACCAAAAAGAAGAAACAAAAUUGGGAAUCGGAGAGCAGUGACAGUGAGGAUGAUAGUGAUCAUAGCUCAGGGAAAAGGAAUCACAAUAACAAUCGUAAGCAGAAGAAAAGGAAGAAUCACUAUUCCACAGAUGACAGUGAAGAUGAUGCUAAAAGAUCUGGCACUCGUCGAGCUGCAGCAGCAGUUAGCUAUAAGGAAGCUAGCGAAGAUGAAAAAACCGAUUCGGAGGAUUUGCUCGAAGUUGAAUAUGGUGACGAUACCAUUUCAGCUUUGGAGGCAAAUGUCGAAGAGGAGAAAUGUGAAACAAUCGAAAGGAUUGUGGCAAGGAGAAUUGGAAAGAAAGGAGUCACAGGUAAUCCGACCACCAUUUAUGCAAUCGAAGAGAAUGGCGAUCCCAAUGAGGGUGUGAACGAGGAUGAUUCCGAAAACACUGAGGUGCAAUAUUAUAUCAAAUGGAAAGGCUGGUCAUAUAUACACAAUACCUGGGAGUCGGAGAUGUCGUUGCACGAGCAGAAAGUCAAAGGUAUGAAGAAGUUGGAUAAUUUCAUAAAACGCGAGCAGGAUAUCGACUAUUGGCGGAAGUAUGCUGGUCCGGAGGACAUAGAUUAUUUUGAGUGUCAGCUGGAGUUGCAGAAUGAUCUGCUGAAGAGCUACAACAAUAUCGAUAGGAUUAUUGCGAAGAAUGAGAAGCCCGACGGGACGAGCGAAUAUCUAUGCAAGUGGCAAUCUUUGCCGUAUGCGGAGGCGACCUGGGAGGAUGGAAGUUUGGUGAUGAAGAAGUGGCAACAGACAGCUCAAGAGUUUACCGAUCGUGAGUUGUCGAAGUGUUCGCCAUCGCGGCAUUGUAAGGUCCUGCGGAACCGGCCGAAGUUCUAUAAGAUGAAAUCUCAGCCGGAUUAUCUUGCAGAGGGGUUGGUUCUGCGGGAUUACCAGAUGGAUGGUGUGAAUUGGCUGAUUCACUCGUGGUGUAAGGAGAAUUCAGUGAUUUUGGCAGACGAAAUGGGUCUGGGGAAGACGAUUCAAACGAUAUGUUUCCUUUACUCGCUGUUCAAGGGCCACCAUUUGUAUGGGCCAUUUUUGUGUGUUGUCCCGCUGAGUACAAUGACGGCGUGGCAGAGAGAGUUCAUUCUCUGGGCGCCUGAUAUGAACGUAGUGACCUAUCUGGGCGAUGUAAAGUCUAGGGAAAUGAUCCGGCAGUACGAGUGGCAGUUCGAUGGUUCGAAAAGGCUCAAAUUCAACACAAUCCUAACCACAUAUGAGAUUGUCCUUAAAGACAAAGCAUUUCUGGGGAGUCUGCAGUGGGCAGCGCUGUUAGUGGACGAGGCGCAUCGUCUCAAAAACGAUGACUCACUACUGUACAAGAGUCUCAAGGAGUUUGAGACAAAUCAUCGGCUGCUGAUCACAGGCACACCGCUGCAGAAUUCUCUAAAGGAGCUGUGGGCCCUUCUGCAUUUUAUCAUGCCACAAAAGUUCGACACAUGGGAGAACUUCGAGAUCGAGCAUGGCAACGCUGCUGACAAAGGGUAUACCAAGCUGCACGAGCAGCUUGAGCCAUACAUCCUGCGGAGGGUGAAGAAAGACGUCGAGAAGAGUCUGCCAGCGAAGGUGGAGCAGAUUUUGCGAGUGGAAAUGACUUCGAUGCAGAAGCAAUACUACAAAUGGAUUCUCACGAAAAAUUUCAAUGCCUUGCGCAAGGGCACCAAGGGCUCUACCAGUACCUUCCUCAAUAUUGUGAUUGAGCUGAAGAAAUGUUGCAAUCAUGCAGCCCUGAUACGCCCCUCGGAAUUCGAGUUGGCUGGUUUAGUGCAAGACGAAGCAUUGCAGACGCUUCUCAAGGGUUCCGGCAAGCUGGUUCUGCUCGAUAAGCUGCUUUGUCGCUUGAAGGAAACCGGUCACAGGGUGCUGAUCUUCUCCCAGAUGGUCCGGAUGCUGGACAUUUUGGCCGAUUACCUGCAGAAGAGGCACUUUUCAUUCCAACGUUUGGACGGCAGUAUUAAGGGUGAAAUGCGUCGUCAAGCACUCGAUCAUUUCAAUGCCGAGAACAGUACUGAUUUUUGUUUCCUCCUGUCGACUCGGGCCGGAGGAUUGGGUAUUAACUUAGCAACCGCUGAUACUGUGAUUAUUUUCGAUUCCGAUUGGAAUCCGCAGAACGAUUUGCAAGCUCAAGCGAGAGCUCAUCGAAUCGGUCAAAAAAAUCAGGUUAACAUUUAUCGACUUGUUACGGCGCGCUCAGUUGAAGAGAAUAUCGUGGAACGAGCGAAGCAGAAGAUGGUCCUGGAUCAUUUGGUUAUCCAGCGAAUGGAUACAACAGGCAGGACAGUCUUGGACAAAAACAGCUCGUCGACGAGUACUCCUUUUAAUAAGGAUGAUUUGUCGGCGAUAUUGAAGUUCGGUGCGGAGGAGUUGUUUAAAGACGAACAGGAAAACGACGACGAUUUGGUUUGUGAUAUCGAUGAGAUUUUGCGACGUGCCGAAACCCGCAACGAGGAUCCCGAGAUGCCAGGUGAUGACCUGUUGUCUGCGUUCAAGGUGGCGAGUAUUGUUUCGUUCGAGGAGGAACCCGACACGACAACGAUAGAUGCUAAUGCCGAUGCCAACAACGAAGAUACAAAAGACUGGGACGACAUUAUUCCCGAAGACUUCCGGCACACGAUACAGAGUGAAGAGCGAAACAAGGAAAUGGAGGAUCUCUAUCUGCCGCCACGUCGCAAAGUGGCCAUGAAUGCUGGCGAUACGCCGCGCCAACGGAAAAACAGUAAGAAGGAUGAUUCCGAAACGGACGAGGGCAGUGAUGCGAGUGGCGAUGAUCGCCCGAAAAAGAGAGGACGUCCUCCGGUGAAGGAGAAGAUCGUAGGCUUCACCGAUGCAGAAUUGAGGCGAUUCAUUAAGAGCUACAAGAAAUUCCCCUCACCACUCGACCGAUUAGAGGCAAUAGCAUGUGAUGCAGAAUUGCAAGAGAAGCCUUUAGCUGAGCUGAAGCGGAUCGGGCAAAUGCUGCACGAUAGGUGUGUACAAUUCCUCGAGGAGCACAAAGAUGGCGAUAUGCCAAAACCUGUUCCGGCUGGUGAAGAGGCGGGGAAGAAAAAGAGUCGAACCACGUAUUCGUUGAAAUUCGGCGGUGUCUCAUUAAACGCAAAGACUUUGCUGUCAUGUGAGGAGGAGCUUAAGCCAUUGAACACGGUAAUUCCAGUUGCAGCGCAGGAACGUCUAACGUGGCAAUUGGACCUGAAGACACGUCCGGCGAACUUUGACGUCGAAUGGGCGAAAGAGGAUGAUUCAAGACUUUUGUGUGGAAUCUAUCAAUACGGAAUCGGUUCGUGGGAAGCAAUGAAGAUGGAUCCAUCUUUGAAUCUCACCGAGAAAAUUCUUCCCAACGACACAAAGAAACCACAAGCCAAGCAUUUACAAUCGAGAGCUGAAUACCUGCUUAAAAUAAUCAAAAAGAACGUUGAAUUGAAGAAAGGUGUAACGCGUCAAAAGCGAACGCGCAAACCCAAAGAGCCCAAAGCAGAUGUCAAGAAAUCCAAUUCGGAGUCGAAUGCAGCUGAAGACGUGUCACUUGGUGGUGCCCCCGAAACAGAAAAGAAGCAAAAGACUAAAGAACCUGUGGGGACUACUGAUACGCCCGAUACACCAGGCAAGACUGUGACCGCUCCAUCUGCGUCUGAGGAGACAACGACAAAGAAGACGCGAACAAAGCGAGCCAACAAAGAGCAGAAAAAGUCGAAAAAGAAAGACUCGGAGAAUAAGCCGAUGCAUUUUACAGCGAAUAAUGAACCACGGGCGCUCGAAGUGCUCGGAGACCUUGAUCCGAAUAUAUUUAACGAGUGCAAAGAAAAGAUGCGACCUGUGAAAAAAGCCCUCAAAGCUCUGGAUCGACCUGACUCAACGCUAUCCAAUCAAGAGCAGGUCAACCACACCCGUGAAUGUUUGCUCAGCAUAGGCAAACAGAUUGAUGUGUGUUUGAAUGAGUACAAGGAUCCAGACAAGAUAAAAGAGUGGCGAAGCAACUUAUGGUAUUUCGUAUCGAAAUUCACAGAGUUCGAUGCGAAAAAACUAUUCAAACUUUACAAGCACGCUUUGAAACUGAGCGAAGACAGUGGCAAGAAGAAGAAGGCAGCAGCAGCGGCGGCCACGGCGACAACUGCAGCGGCGAGUAGUGCUGGUGGUAGUACGUCCAAGGAGCAAGAUCAAAAUGGAAAAUCAUCGACAAAGUCGGCCAAGUCAUCAAGCAAGCGAAAGAAAAAGGAAAAAGAUAAAGAAGCAAAUGAGGCAGCUGCAAAGUUGGAUGCUGCAGCGGUAAAAGAUAAAAAAAAUCGUGCAGCCGCUGCAGCUGCAGUAGCAUCAGCAAUGGCCCUAAGCACCUCAUUGAAUUCUCAAGAUUCCCCACCAAAGCGAAAGCGAGGAGAUAGCGAGGGUGAUUCGAAGAAUUUCAAACGAGCCAACAUUGAAGGAAGAAAUCGAGAAAGUCGCGAAAAAGACGAACGCAAAAAACGCGAUGAUUACUUUGGCUCCGGAUCGAAUAAUCCCGAAACACCAAAUCGUGAUCGAAGAAAUUCUAUUACGUCUCCAACAACACCAAAUAAUCGAACACAUCCCGGUUCAAGUCAACGAAUGCCUGGCGGUUAUUCCGAUGGCCGUACCAAUUCGCCGUAUGUCGAAUCCGAUCGAUGGAAUCCCAGAGAGAGGUACAACAGUGGCGGUGAAUUUAAAAGAGGAGGUGGUGAACGUUAUGAUGGUUACAGUGGUCGAAAUAGUCAUGGUCAUGGCUAUCACAGAGAUAAUCGAGAUCGAGAUAGAGAUCGCGAUAGAAGACCUGAAAAAAGAAGAUAUCAACCACCUCAUCCGCAAGCACAACUCAACUAUCCUGGUCAUUAUAUGCCACAGAACUAUUACAUGGCCAAUGGCGUUCCUCAACCAAAUGUACCACCACAUGGCUACCGAGACAGCAGAUGUCCCCCGCAACCUAAUGACUGGCCGCGAGACUACCCACCGGAUUAUCGUCGCGGUGGAGGCGGCAGUGCCAGUGAUUAUGACAGACGUCCUCCUCCGACAUAAUUAAACUCUGCCUUUAUCCCAUCAACAUCCUUUUCCCUCACAAACUCUCAUCCUCUCAUCAUAAACAAACAAACCUUUUGCAUAGUUACUAUUUAAUAUUUCUUAAUGCAUAAACAAUUUAACUAUAUAAAAAAGUGAAAAACAAAAAAAGAAAUGUCCAAAUUGGAACAAGAUUAUUUAAUUUAAAUUUAUUUAGUUUAUAACAAAAGUUUUAAGGGUCUCUAAACAAACAAUUUCACUCACUAUAACACACAACAGGCGUAUCAUACAUUAUUUAUACUGUCUUGCCUGUCUGGCUAGCCCUAUCUUUAGAGGAACACCAAUUUUAAGAUUAUAUAUUACUUGUGUACAAAAGAAGAUAAAUUAAAACAAAAUUAUUAUGUACAUUUUUUUUCUAAAGUGAAUAAUAACGGUAGUCUGAGUAAAAUAUUCAAAACAAAAAAAAGAACAUAAAUGAACAAACAUUUAAUCACAUUAUUUAUAUAAAUAAACAACAAAAAUAAUUAACAAUUUAAGAGUAUUAACUUUUAUUUACCGUUUAGUGUUAAUAAUUAUUUAAUUUUAUUUUACAAAAACAAACAAAACAUUAUUAAAAUCUUAGACAAAAAAUAAAGAAAAGAAAAAAACAAAUUUCUGUGUUUUUCUUUUCCCAAAUCAGAAAAACAUUGAUUUUUAAUUUUUGUUUUUCUUUCUUGGUUUUUAAAUAUUUAUCAUCUUCCUCCUUCUCCUUGGUAUAUCUCUAUUUAAUUAGAUUUAUUAUUAUUUUUUUACUUAAGUAAAGUAGCCGCAUUUCUUCUACUAAAUUUUAGAAAACAACUCAAAUGAAAUAAAAUGUAUGUAUAUGUACUUAAAAAAUGUGCUUAAACAAAUAUAACAUUACAAAAUAUUAAAAAAAAAAAACACACAAAAAACAUAAUAAUAUGAAAUUUCCUUUUAUAUUGAAGAUGAUAUGAUAAAUUAAAUAUUUAAAACAAUCGACAGAAUAAGCUCGUAAAUUAUAUUUGAAAAAAAAACACAAUCGUAUAUCGAAGGAAGUGACAAUUGUGGCCAAGAAAAAGGCAUUAACACGGUGUAAUCUAAUUAAAUUGUAUUUUUCUAAUUUAGUUUUGUUUGUUUUUUUUUUU